Glycine soja is the source of this 1751-nucleotide messenger RNA. RefSeq lists its product as uncharacterized. NCBI's taxonomy places the organism in Eukaryota, Viridiplantae, Streptophyta, Magnoliopsida, Fabales, Fabaceae. The record is from RefSeq and is a predicted model, not a curated record. The coding region runs from base 434 to 1447 and encodes 337 amino acids. The transcript has 3 exons.
GGUGCACGUAGAUGAUACACACCAUAGACCUCGAUUGCAGGAAAGCACGUAACUCAAAAAGUCGUGCUCCCCACGCGAAAUGGAGUGCACCCAUCAAGGGUCCCUCGCGUUCCAAUUUCAGCCUUCGAAAAAACCUCCUUUCUAACUCCAACCACCAUUGCAAUCUUCAUCUUUAUCGUUUUUCCUCCAACGACGUCGUUUCCAUCGCAACGCUCCAUCAUCCUCAUCGAUGAUUUUAUGAUUCAUCCAACACACUCUCACGGCAUAAAUAAACGACGUCGUUAUCGCAAUAAUUCUUCGUCAUCGGCGAUUUAUUAAAAUCAAACGCCUACUGAAACGACAUCGUCACCAUUGCGAUUCUCAUCGGUGAUUCUGAUUCAUCUAAUUCACGCGUGGAACGUAACUUUUUCGAAACGACGUCGUUGUCGUAGCAAUGCCGUUCGCGCGAUGCAACAGCCAGAUUCCGGCGCCGCUGCCGUCGCCGAUUCCUACCGGGAGAGGCACGCGGUCCGCCGCGAACGAGAUCUUCAGCCAGUUUCUCGAGAAGACGCUGCAGAUCCCGGAGCUGACGCUGCCGGGACCGCACCUCCCGCCCGCGCCGGCGGAGAUCGACUUCCGGUCGCUGACUCUUGUCUCCACCGAUCUGAUGCUGCGCUCUGCCAGGGAGUUCGGCGCGUUCCGAAUCCGGUGCCACGGGAUCUCCGGCAGCGAACUCGGAACCAUGGCGGACGAAGCCGAACGCGUCUUCCAGAAAUCGCGAAACGUCGUCGUCGUGGAGCGCAACGGAACUGGCGGAGAGAUGAUUCCCUGUGUUCGCUCCAGCAAAGGUGCACUGGAAUUCGCCGCUCAGACGAUUACCGGCGACCAAACGCAUCGGAACUUUUGGGUUCACAUGGGGAACGUUGCAAGUAGAUUGGAUACUAUAGUUGAGCAAGUGACUAUGGUUCUACAACACAAAACAUCUAAAGAGUUUAAGGAGCGGAUUCAAGAUACAGAGUCUUGGAUUUGCUUGUGCAGGUAUCCGCAUGAUAAUGUUCGCAAACAAAACGAAGACACCUCGGUUAAGAAAAAAGACAAAUUAUGUGAUCAUGCUUUGCGCUUCUACCUUCCUAUGGAGCAAUGUAUAUUUUACGUCCAAACUGAAAGAGGUCCCCUAUCAUUUGACGCAGGUCCAGAGAACAUAGUUGUCACCGUUGGCAAACAACUAGAGGAGUGGAGCCACGGUGUAUUCAAAUGUGUUCCUGGGGAAAUGAUCUUCAUGCCGAGUUUCCAGAGUAGCCCUGCCUCUUUCUCCAUAGAGCUUGUGUGCUUGGCCUCUUCAAAUGAUCUAAGUCACAGUUUAGACAAUUCUGACAACUGUGACAAGAUAAUAUCCUUGGCUGAUCAAAUCCUUAUUGUAUUUUGUCUUGUAUUUUUAUACAAUUUUUUAUACUUCGUUUUUUCCUGAUUCUCAGGACAUGAUUGCACCGUUUUCAUUUAUUUGGAUGCCUGUUGCGUGGUCAUGAUGUAGCUCUCACCCAGUUACACGAUUUUUUUUCCCUGUAUUUUAUUUAUAAAAGCCAUUCUGGUGUACAGUUUGAGUGUAAAGAUUAUGGGUAAAACACCAGUUACGACAUGUUGACAUGAUGUUGUGGGUUGAAAGUAGUGAAAAUGCUGUCUUCUUACAUAUUGAAUAGUGUAAAAACACAGGAAGCAAAGAUUUGUAGAUUGACAAUUUAAUUAAUUUUAUCAAUCAUGGUUUGUAUUAUUAU